AUGGCUACCUCACAGUCUAUCCCUUCUACCAAGCUCAACGAUGGCUCCUCCAUUCCCGUGAUCGGCUAUGGUACCGGCACGGCAUGGUUCAAAAAGACCGACUCUGAUCUCAACCGCGAGCUGGUUGACUCGGCCAAGAGUGCCGUGAAGCUGGGAUAUUAUCACCUCGACGGUGCCGAAGUCUACCGUACUGAGGAAGAACUCGGCCAGGCCAUUGCGGAAUGCGACCUCCCACGCGACCAGCUGUUCGUCACUACCAAAGUGAACCAGAACAUGGCAGAUAUUCCCGCCGCUUUGGAUGCUAGUCUAAAGAAGCUCCAGCUGGAUUAUGUUGAUUUGUACCUUGUCCACCAACCCUUCUUUGCUCAGACCAAGGAGGAAUUGCAAGCUGCCUGGGCUGCCAUGGAACAGGUCAAGGCCUCGGGUAAGGCCCGGUCCAUUGGCGUCUCCAAUUUCCUGCAGAGCCACCUCGAGACGGUCCUGGAAACCGCCAAGGUCAUUCCAACCGUGAACCAGAUCGAAUACCACCCCUACCUUCAGCACGGCAACCUGGUGCCCUGGCAGGCAAGCAAGGGUAUCAAGACCGUCAGCUAUGGCGGUCUUACGCCAGCUACUCGUGCCGCCGGUGGCCCACUGGAUUCACUGCUGGAGGGUCUGGCUACCAAGUAUGCCGUGAACCCGUCCGAGAUCUUGCUCCGCUGGUGCUUGGAUCAGGAUGUGAUUUCUAUCACUACCAGUAGCAAGGAAACUCGUUUGGCUAGUUACUUGCGGGUGUUGACCUUUAAGUUGACCCCUCAAGAGGUCAAGGAGAUUUCGGAGUUGGGGCAGCAGCACCAUUAUCGGGCUUUCUGGCGGGAGAAGUUUGCUGAUGACGAUCGGUCAUAG
Molecule: messenger RNA, 885 nt
Organism: Penicillium cataractarum
Lineage: Eukaryota; Fungi; Ascomycota; Eurotiomycetes; Eurotiales; Aspergillaceae
Product: aldo/keto reductase
Exons: 3
Coding region: 1-885 (294 amino acids)
Molecular function (GO): oxidoreductase activity, acting on NAD(P)H as acceptor
Source: RefSeq, a predicted model, not a curated record